This is a messenger RNA of Callithrix jacchus (white-tufted-ear marmoset), 16934 nucleotides long. It is a transcript of the gene ZAN, whose product is annotated as zonadhesin. Gene Ontology annotation, cellular component: membrane; extracellular matrix. The record is from RefSeq and is a predicted model, not a curated record. Lineage: Eukaryota; Metazoa; Chordata; Mammalia; Primates; Cebidae. Gene Ontology annotation, molecular function: protein binding.
GCUGAGGGGGAGGACUGCUUGAGCCUGGGAGGUUAAGCCCCAGGAGGCUGAGGGGGAGGACUGCUUGAGCCUGGGAGGUUAAGACUGCAGAAAGCUGUGAUAGCGCCACUGCACUCCAGCCUGUGCAACGGAGUGAGACUGUCCUAAAAAAGAAAAUAAAGGUUUUCACCGACAUUCUUUUUUUGUUUUGUUUUGAGACAGGGUCUCUCUCUGUUGCUCAGGCCAGGGUGCAGUGGCAUGAUCAUAUCUCACUGCAGCCUCAAAUGCCUGGGUCUUUCCACUUCAACCUCCCAGCUAGCUGGGACCUACAGGCGCAUACUGCCAUGCUUGGUUAAUUUUUAAAUUUUUUUGUAGAGACAGGGUCUCACUGUUUUGCCCAGGUCUCAAGCAGUCCUGCUGUCUUGGCCUCCAAAAAGCACUUGGGAUUACCAGCCACAGCACCUGGCCACCAGCCUGCAGUCUUAUCAUCACUGAGUUCGUGUCCACAUGCAUCCUGUCCAAUAUUCCGUACCACCAACCUUUCAAAUUUUUCUUGGUUGGGCACAGUGGCUCAUGCCUAUAAUUUCAGCACAUUGGAAGGCCAAGGCAGGCAGAUCACUUGAGCCAGGAGUUUGAGACCAGCCUGGGCAAACAUUAUACAAACACUAUACAAAAAUUAGCUGGACUGGCCGGGCUCAGUGUCUGAAGCCUGUAAUCCCAGCACUUUGCGAGGCCGAGGCAGGUGGAUCACAAGGUCAAGAGAAUGAGACAAUCCUGGUCAAUAUGGUGAAACCCCAUCUCUACUAAAGAUACAAAAAAAAUUAGAUGGGCAUGGUGGCACGUGCCUGUAAUCCCAGCUACUCGGGAGGCUGAGGCAGGAGAAUAGCCUGAACCUAGGAGGCGGAGGUUGCGGUGAGUCGAGAUCGCACCAUUGCACUCCAGCCUGGGGAACAAGAGUGAAACUCUGUCUCAAAAAAAAAAAAUAAAAUAAAAUAAAAUAAAUUAGCUGGGCUUGGUGGCUCGUGCUGGUAGUCCCAGCUACUCCAGAGACAAAGGUGGGAAGAUACCUGAGCCCGGGAGGUUGAGGCGGCAGUGAGCCAAGAUUGUGAGGCUGCAUUCCAUCCUGGGUGACAGAAUGAGACCCUGUCUCAAAACAAUUCUUUUUUUUUUUUGAUCAAUAUUCGAGUCAUAGUUUUGGUUAGCAUUUCCCUUAUUGCUAGUGAAGCAGAACAUGUUUUGAAAUGUUUGCUGGCUGUUUGUGCCUCUUCCUCUGUGACCUUUCUCAGUGAUUUGCCAAUAGGCAUUUGCAGUUCGUUCUUCUGUUCUUUCUUUUCUUUAUUUUUUUCUUUUCUUUUCUCCUUUCCUUUUUUUGUUUUUUUAUGGAGUUUCUGUCACCCAGACUGGUGUGCAGAGGCGCGAUCUCGGUUCACUGCACCUUUGCCUACCAGGUUCAAGUGAUUCUCGUGCCUCGGCCUCCUGAGUACGUGAUAUUAUGAGUAUGUGCCACCAUGCCUGCCUAAUGUUUUGUAUUUUUAGUAGAGGUGGGAUUUCACCAUGUUGGCCAGGCUGGCCUCAAACUCCUGACCUCAGGUGAUUACAGGUGUGAGCCACCAUGUCCCACCAUUUGCAGUCCUUUCUUCACGUAACUCUCCAGUUGCCAUUGUUGCCAGUUAUAGAAUUUUAGGUUUGAAAUGGUUUUCUGUUGGAAUUCUGUAGACAAUGUUCCACUGCCUCUGAGACUCCAUGGUUGCUAGUGAGAAGCCGGGUGCCAUGUUGAUUUCUGAUCCUUGGUAUAUGACCUGUUAUUUUCUUUCUGAAAGUGUUUCGGAUCUUCUCUUUACCCCUGAUAUUCUGAAAUCCAGUCGUUCCAGGGGUCUCUGUGCAUUUACCAUCCUAGAUACCUUUUUAAUCUAGAGACUCAUAUAUUUCAGCUCUGGACAUUUUCUUGUGUGUUUUUCUUUUUAAAAUAAUAAUUUCUUCUCUUUGUUCUCUUUUUGAACUUUUGUUUGAGGUUAGACUCCCUAGAUUGAUCCUCCAAACCUGUUUCUUUUUCUUUCUUUCUCUUUCUUUCCUUUGCUCUAGUUUAUUUCCCUUGAUUUCAAUCUAAGACGCUUCUACUGGAAGGUAAAUUUCAGCUGUUACAGUUUUAAUUUCCCAGAGCUUUCUGUGUUUCUCUGGAAGGAUGCCAAGCUAGGGAGGUCAGGGGCAUAUAAAAGUGGUCUGGGCUCCUGAUUGUGCCCUUCCCCUCUUCUCUGAGAGCUACCGUUGAGGUUCCUCAUGGCUCCUCCAGUCUGGACUCUGGUGCUGCUGGUGGGGGCUGCCUGGGGUCAGGGUCACACGCCUGCCCAUCUCAGGAGAGGGAAGCCUCUGGAUCAGAAGCUGGGCGUUCACAGCUCUGGGGACAAUGACGUCCUUACCCAGUGUGAUUUUGAAGAUGACACCAAACCCCUCUGUGACUGGUCCCAAGUGUCUGCAGAUGACGGAGACUGGGUUCGAGCCAGUGGGCCCUCUCCUGCCGGCACCACUGGGCCCCCUGGGGGGUACCCGAAUGGAGAGGGCAGCUAUCUGCAUAUGGAAUCGAACAACUUUCACCGGGGCGGAGUGGCCCGCCUGCGCAGCCCUGACCUGUGGGAGCGAGGACCCCUCUGCGUGCGCUUCGCCUACCGCAUGUUUGGACUGUCUUGGGGUGCCCAGCUCAGGCUGCUGCAGCUCUUGGGUGAACAGGGCCACCGCCCCCACGUGCUCUGGAAACACAGGAACACCCAGAGACCCUCCUGGAUGCCCACUAGUGUCACUGUGCCUGCAGGGUUCACCCUGCCCACCCGGCUGAUGUUUGAAGGCACACGGGGUAGCACUGCCUACCUGGACAUCGCCCUGGACACCCUCUCUGUCCGCCGGGGCUCCUGCAACCGCGUCUGUGUGGUGCAGACAUGCGGCUUUGACAUUCCAAAUGACCUCUGUGGCUGGACCUGGAUCCCAACUGCCUCCGGGGCCAAGUGGACUCAGAAGAAGGGGCCGUCAGGAAAGCCAGGAGUGGGGCCUGAUGGCGACUUCUCUAGCCCUGGCAGUGGCUACUAUAUGCUCCUGGACCCAAGGAAUGCAAGACCUGGGCAGAAAGCCAUCCUCCUGAGCCCCGUGAGCCCGUCCUCUGACUGUCUGAGCCUUUCCUUCCACUACAUCCUCCGGGGCCAGUCUCCUGGCGCAGCACUGCACAUUUACGCUUCAGUCUUGGGGAGCAUCCGGAAACAUACUCUCUUCUCAGGACAUCCUGGACCCAACUGGCAAGCUGUUUCUGUCAGUUACACAACUGUGGGACGGAUACAGUUCAUCGUGGUGGGUGUUUUUGGAAAGAUCCCAGAGCCAGCUGUGGCAGUCGAUGCAAUCAGCAUUGCUCCUUGUGGGGAGGGCUUUCCUCAGUGUGACUUUGAAGAUAGCGCCCAUCCCUUCUGUGACUGGGUCCAGACUUCCAGGGAUGGUGGACACUGGGUCCUCGGACAUAAAAACAUAUCCAUCCACGGCAUGGGCCCCUCGGGAGAUUUCCCUAGGGCAGGUGGUCACUAUAUCUACCUUGAGACUGACAAAUUCUCCCGGGCAGGGCAGUCAGUCAGCCUGGUGAGCCGGCCCUUCUGCACCCCUGGUGACAUCUGCGUGGAGUUCGCAUACCACAUGUAUGGCCUUGGGGCGGGUACUACGCUCAAGCUCCUCCUAGGAAGUCCUGCAGGGAGCCCCCCAAUUCCUCUCUGGAAAUGCGUGGGGUCCCAGAGCCCUUAUUGGCAGAAUACCUCUGUCACCAUCCCUUCAGGACAUCAACAGCCCAUGCAGCUGAUUUUUAAGGCCAUCCGGGGUAGCAACACAGCCUUUGUGGUUGAUCUGGGUUUCAUCUUGAUCAGUCCUGGGACUUGUCCAGUAAAAGUGCUGCCAGUGCUUCCUCCUACAUCUCCAGCUUCUUCCAGCAUCCCUUCUGAAACCGCUGGCCUCACAGAAAACCCUACAAUCUCCACACAAAAACCUACAGUUUCCACAGAAAAGCCUACAGUCCCCAAAGAAAACCCCACCGUUCCCACAGAAAAACCCAGCAUCCCUACUGAAGAGCCCUCUAUCCCCACUGAAAAACCCACCAUUUCCACAGAAAAGUCCACUGUCCCCACAGAAGAGCCCAGCACCCCCACUGAGGAGACCACCAUCUCCACAGAAGAGUCUGCCAUCCCCACAGAGAAACCCAGUGUUCCCACAGAAAAACCCACCACUGAAGAAGCCACCACCUCCAUUAAAGAGACCACCACCUCUACAGAAAAACCUACCAUCCCCACAGAAAAACCCAUCAUCUCCACGGAAAAACCCAUCAUCCCCAUUGAAGAAACCACCAUCCCUACUGAAGAGACCACUGUCCCCACUGAAAAACCAACUGUCCCCACUGAAAUACCUACCAUUCCCACUGAGACAACCACCGUCCCCACAGAAAAUCUGCAUGUUCCCACUGUAGGGCCCACAACACCCACAGAAGAGACCACCACCUCCACAGAAGAGUCCACCAUCCCCACUGAAGAGACCACUGUCCCCACUGAAAAACCCACCAUCCCCACUGAAGAGACCACUGUCCCCACUGAAAAACCCACCAUCCCCACUGAAGAGACCACUGUCCCCACGGAAAAACCAACUGUCCCCACUGAAAUACCUACCAUUCCCACUGAGACAACCACUGUCCCCACAGAAAAUCUGCAUGUUCCCACUGUAGGGCGCACGACUCCCACUGAAGAGACCACCACCUCCACAGAAGAGUCCACCAUCCCCACUGAAGAGACCACUGUCCCCACUGAAAAACCCACCAUCCCCACUGAAGAGACCACUGUCCCCACUGAAAAACCCACCGUCCCCACUGAAGAGACCACUAUCCCCACUGAAAAACCCACCAUCCCCACUGAAGAGACCACUAUCCCCACUGAAAAACCCACCAUCUCCACUGAAGAGACCACCGUCCCCACUGAAAAACCAACUGUCCCCACUGAAAUACCUACCAUUCCCACUGAGACAACCACCGUCCCCACAGAAAAUCUGCAUGUUCCCACUGUAGGGCGCAUGGCUCCCACUGAAGAGACCACCACCUCCACAGAAGAGUCCACCAUCCCCACUGAAGAGACCACCACCUCCACAGAAGAGUCCACCAUCCCCACUGAAGAGACCACUGUCCCCACUGAAAAACCCACCGUCCCCACUGAAGAGACCACUGUCCCCACUGAAAAACCCACCGUCCCCACUGAAGAGACCACUGUCCCCACUGAAGAGACCACCGUCCCCACUGAAAAACCCACCAUCCCCACUGAAGAGACCACUAUCCCCACUGAAAAACCCACUAUCCCCACUGAAGAGACCACUAUCCCCACUGAAAAACCCACCGUCCCCACUGAAGAGACCACUGUCCCCACUGAAGAGACCACUGUCCCCACUGAAGAGACCACUGUCCCCACUGAAAAACCCACCAUCCCCACUGAAGAGACCACUAUCCCCACUGAAAAACCCACCAUCCCCACUGAAGAGACCACUGUCCCCACUGAAAAACCCACCAUCCCCACUGAAGAGACCACUGUCCCCACUGAAAAACCCGCCAUCCCCACUGAAGAGACCACUAUCCCCACUGAAGAGACCACUGUUCCCACUAAAAAACCCACCAUCCCCACAGAAAAGCUCACAGCCCGGAUGCCACACCGUCCCAGUCCCACAGCCAUUGGACCGGCAACCUCAUUGAUGUCUCCACAUGCUCCAGGUGCCCCUGUGGCCAGUGUGAUCCUGGGCACUACCACAACCCCCAGACCCACUCCAGAGCGCUGCCCCCCAAAUGCUCACUAUGAAUCCUGUGCUUGUCCCGCUUCAUGCAAGAGCCCGAGGCCUAGCUGCGGGCCCCUCUGUCGGGGGGGCUGUGUCUGCGACCCAGGCUUUUUGUUUGCUGACGACCACUGCAUCCAGGCCUCUUCCUGCAAUUGCUUCUACAACAACAACUACUAUGAGCCUGGGGCAGAGUGGUUCAGCCCCAACUGCACAGAUCGUUGCCGAUGCUGGCCGGGCAGUCGGGUCGAGUGCCAGGUCUCUCGGUGCGGGACACACACCGUGUGCCAGCUUAAGAAUGGCCAGUACGGAUGCCACCCCUAUGGCACUGCCACCUGCUUGGUCUACGGAGACCCUCAUUAUGUCACCUUUGACGGGAGGCACUUUGGCUUCACAGGCAGGUGCACUUACAUCUUGGCCCAGCCCUGUGGCAACUCGACAGACCCAUUCUUCAGGGUGACAGCCAAGAAUAAGGAGCAGGGACUAGAAGGCGUGUCCUGUCUGAGCAAAGUCUACGUGACCCUGCCCAAGACCACUGUCACCCUGCUCAAGGGCAGACGCACGCUGGUUGGGGGUCAGCAAGUUACCCUCCCAGCUAUACUCUCCAAAGGUGUCUUCCUGGGUGCAAGUGGGCGAUUUGUGGAGCUGCAGACGGAGUUUGGUUUGCGGGUGAGAUGGGAUGGUGACCAGCAGCUGUAUGUGACUGUGUCCAGCACCUACUCUGGUAAACUCUGUGGUUUGUGUGGAAACUAUGAUGGCAACAGUGACAAUGACAACCUGAAGUCGGAUGGCAGCCCAACAGCAGAUGACGAGGAGCUGGGGAACAGCUGGGAGAUGGACGAGGAUGAGGACCAGGAGUGUCAGAAGAACCAGGUGGUGAAUCCCCCAUCUUGUGAUUCAUCCCUGCAGAGCAGCAUGUCGGGGCCAAGGUUCUGUGGACGGCUGGUUGACAUGCGUGGCCCAUUUGAGACGUGCCUGCUGCACAUGAAGGCCACCUCCUUCUUCGACAGCUGCAUGUUUGAUAUGUGCAGCUUCCAGGGACUGCAGCACCUGCUGUGUACACACAUGUCCACCAUGACCACAGCCUGCCAGGAUGCAGGCUACGCCGUGAAGCCCUGGAGGGAACUUCAGUUCUGCCCAAUGGCCUGCCCGCCCAACAGCAGGUACUCCCUGUGUGCCAAGCCGUGCCCUGACACCUGCCAUUCAGGAUUCUCCGGCAUGUUCUGCUCAGACCGGUGUGUGGAGGCCUGUGAAUGCAAUCCGGGCUUCGUCCUCAGUGGCCUUGAGUGCGUACCUCGCUCCCAGUGUGGGUGCCUCCAUCCCUUAGGCAGCUACUUCAAGGCAGGGGAGCAGUGGUAUGAGCCGGGUUGCAAAGAGCUGUGCGUCUGUGAAAGCAACAACAGAAUUCGCUGUCAGCCCUGGAGGUGUAAGGCCCAGGAGUUCUGUGGCCAACAGGAUGGUGUCUAUGGCUGCCAUGCCCAAGGUGCCGCCACCUGCACGGCCUCAGGUGACCCCCACUACCUGACCUUCGACGGAGCCCUGCACCACUUCAUGGGCACCUGCACCUAUGUCCUGACCCGGCCUUGCUGGUCCAGGUCCCAAGACAACUAUUUUGUUGUGAGCGCCACCAACGAGAACCGCGGGGGGAACUUGGAGGUCUCCUACAUCAAAGCCGUCCAUGUGGCGGUGUUUGACCUCAGCAUCUCACUGCUCAGAGGCCGCAAGGUCUUGCUGAAUGGCCAUCGGGUGGCCCUACCUGUGUGGCCUGCACGAGGCCAGGUGACCAUAAGGCUCAGCAGCUCCUUUGUUCUCCUCUACACGAACUUUGGGCUCCAGGUUCGCUACGACGGGAGCCACUUGGUUGAAGUGACAGUCCCCUCCUCCUAUGGCGGCCAGCUCUGUGGGCUGUGUGGGAACUACAACAACAACAGCCUGGAUGACAACCUGCUGCCCGAUAGAAAGCUUGCAGGCGACUCCAUGCAGCUGGGGCUGGCCUGGAUGUUACCCGAAUCCUCUGAACCUGGCUGUUUCCCUGUGGGUGGCAAGCCCUCUAGCUGCCAGGAGAAUGGCAUGGCAGAUGCCUGGAGCAAGAACUGUGUGAUCUUAAUAAACCCUCAGGGACCCUUCUCUCAGUGUCAUCAGGUGGUGCCCCCUCAGUCCAUCUUCGCCAGUUGUGUGCAAGGCCAGUGUGGGACCAAGGGUGACAUCACGGCCCUGUGCCACUCCCUGCAGGCCUACGCGUCCCUGUGUGCCCAGGCUGGCCAGGCCCCUGCCUGGCGGAACAGAACCUUCUGCCCUAUGAGAUGCCCACCUGGCAGCAGCUACAGCCCCUGUGCCAGCCCCUGCCCAGCCACCUGCAGCAGCAUAAACACCCCGAGGGACUGCCCCAAAGCACUGCCCUGUGCUGAGGGCUGUGAAUGUCAGAAAGGCCACAUCUUGAGCAGAACCUCAUGCGUGCCCCUCGGCCAGUGUGGCUGCACCGACCCAGCAGGCUCCUACCACCCGGUCGGGGAGCGCUGGUACACAGACCACACCUGCACCAGGCUCUGCACCUGCUCCGUCGACAACAACAUCACCUGCGUCCAAAGCACCUGCAAACCCAACCACAUAUGCUGGGCCCUGGAUGGGCUGCUCCGUUGUCGGGCCUCAGGUAUGGGAGUGUGUCAGCUCCCAGGGGAGUCCCACUAUAUGAGCUUUGAUGGCAGUAACCAUUCUAUCCCCGACGCCUGCACUCACAUCCUGGUGAAAGUGUGCCACCCCGCCAUGGACUUGCCCUUCUUCAAGAUCAGCGCAAAGCAUGAGAAGGAAGGUGGGACUGAGGCUUUUCGCCUUCACGAAGUCUACAUUGACAUCUACGAUGCCCAGGUCACCCUGAAGAAGGGCCACCAUGUGCUGAUCAACAGCAAACAGGUCACCCUCCCCGUGAUCUCCCAGAUCCCCGGGGUCAGCAUCAAGUCCAGCAGCAUCUACACGAUUGUUAACUUCAAGAUUGGUGUGCAGGUCAAGUUUGAUGGGAAUCAUCUCUUAGAGAUUGAAAUCCCCACAACCUACUAUGGAAAGGUCUGCGGCGUGUGUGGGAACUUCAACGAUGAGGAGGAGGAUGAACUAAUGAUGCCCAGUGACGAGCUAGCCCAGAGUGACACCGAAUUCGUGAACAGUUGGAAAGAUAAGGACAUUGACCCAAGUUGUCAGAAACUCCUGGUGGAUGAGCAGCAGAUCCCAGCAGAACAGCAGGAGAACCCAAGUGGAAACUGCGGGGAGGCCGACCUCCUCAGGGCUUGGGAAAAGUGUGAGGCAGUGCUGCGGGCUCCCACAUGGGCACGGUGCGCCUCCCACAUAGAUCUCACACCCUUCCUGGUGGGCUGUAUGAACACCCUCUGUGAGUUCGGAGGUCUCCACCACGCCCUCUGCAACACUCUGCAAGCCUUCGGGGCCGCCUGCCAGAGCCAGGGGCUCAAGCCCCCACUCUGGAGAAACAGCAGCUUCUGCCCUCUGGAAUGCCCUGCCUACAGCCGCUACACCAACUGCCUUCCCUCCUGCUCACCUUCCUGCUGGGACCUGGAUGGCCGGUGUGAGGGCACCAAAGUCCCCUCUGCCUGUGCCGAGGGGUGCAUUUGUCAGCCCGGCUAUGUGCUGAAUGAGGACAAGUGUGUCCCCAGAAGUCAGUGCAGCUGCAAGGAUGCCCAUGGUGGCUCCAUCCCUCCGGACAAGAGCUGGGUCUCCAGUGGUUGCACAGAGAAGUGUGUUUGCACAGGAGGAGCCAUUCAGUGCAGGGACUUCCGAUGCCCCUCUGGAUCCCACUGCCAGCACAGUUCCGACAACAGCAACAGCAACUGUGUCUCAGACAAGUCUGAACAAUGCUCAAUCUACGGGGACCCCCAUUACCUCACGUUUGACGGGUUCAGCUACCGCUUCCAGGGCCGCAUGACCUACAUCCUGAUCCAGACUGUGGAUGUGCUGCCUGAGGGGGUGGAGCCCCUGCUUGUGGAGGGACGCAACAAGAUACAUCCAUCCGGGAGCUCCAUCUUUUUGCACGAGGUGAUUACCACCAUCUAUGGCUAUAAAGUGCAGUUCCAAGCUGGUCUGGAGCUUGUGGUCAACAACCAGAAGAUGGCCGUCCCCUACAGGCCGGAUGAGCACCUGCGUGUCACCCUGCACGGCCAACGGCUCUACCUGGUCACCGACUUUGAGCUGGUCGUCAGCUUCGGUGGAAGGAAAAAUGCAGUGAUCUCCCUACCCAGCAUCUACAGGGGGCUCGUGCGUGGCCUCUGUGGGAACUACGAUGAGACCCGAAAGAAUGAGAUGAUGCUGCCCAGUGGGGCCCUGACGCAGAACCUCAGCACCUUCGGCAACAGCUGGGAGGUGAAGACCGAGGACGCCCUCCUCCGAUUCCCCAGGGCUGCACCAGCGGAGGAGGAGGGACGAGGGGCGGAACUGGGCCUCCAUGUGUCUGAAUGUAGCCCGGAGCAGCUGGCGAGCAACAGCACCCAGGCCUGUAGGGUGCUGGCGGACCCCCAAGGCCCCUUUGCUGCCUGUCACCAGACGGUGGCCCCAGAGCCCUUCCAGGAGCACUGUGUGCUGGAUCUGUGCUCUGCUCAGGACCCCAGAGAGCAAGAGGAGCUGCGUUGCCAGGUCCUCAGCUGGUAUGCCAUCCUCUGCCAGGAGGCGGGCGCUGCCCUGGCCGGCUGGCGGGACCACACCCUCUGCGCCAUGGAGUGCCCAGCAGGUACCAUGUAUCAGAGCUGUAUGACACCCUGCCCAGCAUCCUGUGCCCACCUGACGGACCCUGGGGACUGCGAGGGCCCCUGCGUGGAAGGCUGUGCCAGCAUCCCAGGCUACGCCUACAGCGGCACCCAGAGCCUCCCGCUGGCUGACUGUGGCUGCACCGGCAAUGGCAUCUACUACCAGCUGGGCGACGUCUUCGUGACUGAGGACUGCUCUCAGCGCUGCACCUGCGCCCGCUCACGGAUCCUGCUUUGUGAAUCCUUCAGCUGCAGAGAGGGGGAGGUCUGCACUCUGGGGAACCACACCCGAGGCUGCUUCCCAGAAAGCCCCUGUCUGCAGAACCCCUGUCAGAAUGACGGGCAGUGUCAGGAGCAGGGAGCCACAUUCACCUGCAGGUGUGAAGUUGGUUACGGAGGAGACCUCUGUACAGAGCCUCGGGAUGUGCCACCUCCUAGAAAACCAGAAGCAUCUAACCUGGUGGCCCUCCUGUUGGGACUGCUGGUGCCUGUGGUGGUUGUAGUACCAGCAGUGACCAGACAGUGCAUUUACAGAACAAGGAGGCAGAGAGAGAAAACGCACAGCCAGGAGGGAGACGGACUGGCCAGGCUGGUGGACACAGAUAUUGCUCCGGACUGUGUCUUUUAAAUUGCUCAGUUUUGAGUUGUGUUCAAACAAGAAGAUUAAAUCAAUGUAUGUAUUUGUUUAUUUGAGACAGGGUCUUGCUCUGUUGCCCAGGCUGGAGUGAAGUGCGAUCAGAGGCUGGACCUCCUGCCCCAGCCUCCCAAGUAGCUGGGACUACAGAUACACGUCACCAUGAGAGCUAAAUUUUAUUUUUUUUGUUUUUGUAGAGAUGUGGGGGGCGUCUCACGGUGUUUGCCAGGCUGAUCUCAAACUCCUGGCCUCCAGCGAUCCUCCCGCCUUGGCCUCCCAGAGUGCUGGGGUUUACAGGUAUGAGCCAUGGCAUCUGGCCAAAAUUAUUUAUUUUUGUUUUGGUUUUUUGUUGAGAUGGAGUCUUGCACUGCUGCCCAGGCUGGAAUACAGUGCCAUGAUCUCUGCUCACUGCAAUCUCUGCCACCUGGGUUCAAGCAGUUCUCCUGCCUUAGCCUCCCAAGUAGUUGGUUUUACAGGUAUGUCCCACCUCACCUAGCUAAUUUUUGUAUUUUUAAUAGAGACAGGGUUUUGCCAUGUUGGCCAAGCUGGUCUCAAAUUCCUGACCUCAAGUGAUCCGCCUGCCUCGUCCUCCCAACGUGCUGGGAUUACAGGCGUGAGGCACCGUGCCCAGCCAGAAUUAUUUAUUUUUGAGAUGUCAAUGUCUAUAUGGCCAUGGUGGAGAAGGUUGGGUCUUGGAGGGAGGAAAAUGAGGGAGAAAAGCAUGUGGAGGCCUAGGUAGGGCUGGGUUCUGCACAAAAUGAGGGGAGAGGAGCCUAGGUUUGAGGUGGUAUUGUCCCUUAGAGAAAGCCACAUGGGAGCGGCCCGUUCAGUCCUGCUGACAUCACUAGAGGAGACAGAAGGAGCAGUGGGGGGCAGAGGAACGGAGGGUGGGAAGCAGCCCCAGACCCUUGGCUUCUGAUUUAGGAGAAGACUUCACCCCAGGAAUCUGAGUUCUUAGAGAACGUGGCCUCUGGCUUCCCCCAAGGUGAUUCUGAGAGCUUGUACAUGUCAAGUAGAGGCUGAGGCUGGGGAUAUGGCUUUCUCUUUCUUUUCCUUUCGUUUCUUUCUCUUUCUUUCCUUUCCUUUCCUUCCUUCCUUAUUUUUUCUCUUUUUUCUUUCUAUCUUUUUUUUCUUUCCUUCUUGUUUUCAGGGUCUUGCUCUGUUGCCCAGGCUAGAGUGGUACACUCGUAGCUCAUGGCAGCCUUGACCCCCGGGCCUCCAAUGAUCCUCCCACCUCAGCCUCCUGACUAGCCGGGACUACAGGCAUGCACCACUACGCCUGGCUAAUUUUCAUAUCUUUUUGGAAGAGGGGCUCUCACUAUGUUGCCCAGGCUGGUCUCAAACUCCUGGGCUCAAAGAGGUCAUCCUGCCUCCACCUCCCAAAGCACUGGGAAUACACAUGAGAGCCACCACACCCAGCCAAAUGUGGCCCUUCCUUCAUUCCUUUUUCCCUCUCUUCCUGCCUUCCUCCCUCCCUUCUUUCCUCUCUUACUCCUUCUUCUUUUCCUUUUACUUUUCCCUCCUUCCCUCCCUCCCCCCUUUUUUCUUUUUCUUUUUCUUUCUUUCUUUCCUUCCUUCCUUCCUUCCUUUCCUCUCUUUCUUUUUUUUAAAGAUGGGGUUUCACCAUGUUGGUCAGGCUGGUCUUGAACUCCCUACCUCAGGUGAUCCGCCCACCUUGGCCUCCAAAGUGCUAGGAUUACAGGCGUGAGCCACCACGCCUUUCCUUUCUCUUUCCCUCUUUUCCCCUCCCCUCCUUCCCUCCCUUCCUUCCUUCCUUCCUUUUUUAGAGACAGGUGCUUCCUCUGUUACCCAGGCUGGAGUGCACUGGUACAAUCAUAGCUCACCUCCCAAGUCCCUCCCACACCUCCUCGGGGGUACAAUAUAUGGGUGAGGUAUCGCCAAGGGAAGAGGGGACAGAGGACUCAAGAGCCCGAGGGACUCCAGAAGUGGCCUAUAGAGGUGGGAAAUUGAGGACAAGACUCCUUGGGCUGGGAAGGGCCCAAGCGGUGAUUUGGGGUCCAGCACUGACCCAAACACGACAACAGGGGGCGUCUGAGGUGCAGGAAUGGAAAAAGUAGGUUGGGUGCAGUGGCUCAGACCUGAAAUCCCAGCGCCUUGGGAGGCUGAGGCUGGAGGAUUGCUUGAGGCCAGGACUUUGAGAUCAGCCUGGGGAACAUUAUGAGACCGCUGUCUCUACAAAAAAUAAAAAAUCAGUGGGCAUGGUGGUAUGUGCUUGGAGGAUUCCCAGGUUCUCAGGAGGCUGAGACAGGAGCUAGAACUCCUGGCCUCAAGCCUCAGCCUCUCAAGUAGCCAGGACUAUAGUUGCAUGUCACCCUUUGGCUGGGCGCAGUGGCUCACAUCUAUAAUCCUAGCACUUUGGGAGGCCGAGUGGGGCAGAUUGCUUGAGGUCAGGAGUUCGAGACCAGCCUGACGAACAUGGUGAAAUCCUGUCUCUAUAAAAAUACAAAAAUUAGCCUCUCUAUAAAAAUACAAAAAUUAGCCGGUGUCAUGGUGGCGACCUGUAAUCCCAGCUGCUUGGGAGGCUGAGGCAGGAGAAUCACUUUAACCCGGGAGGCAGAGGUUGUAGUCAGCUGAGAUCACGCCACUGCACUCCAGCCUGGAUGACAGACUGAGACCCUGUCUCAAAACAAAAACAAAAGCAAACAAACAAACAAAAAAUGUGGCUUUUUCCAAAAAAGCAAAUUAGCCUGUGACCCUCUGGGGAGGCCCCCACCCUCGGCAUUCUUCCAUUUCCCAAAGGGGAUAGGGGUUACUAUGGGAACUGAGGACGGUGUGGGGAGAGGGUCUGCAGUCUGGGUUGCUGAAGAAUUCUUACCUCUAACAUAGUAGGAGUGACCCACUCACCCCAGCCUGAGGCCAAGGUGCAAAUGUCCCACCCUCUCCCUCAGGGCUCCUGCCUCCCAUGAGGCAGCUCCUUGCUUGGAAGAUAGGGCUGGGACAUCCAGCUUGGGCUCUAAGAAGGAAAGAAAGGCUUGCUGGGCCCAGUGGUUCAUGCCUGUAAUCCCAGCACUUUGGGAAGCCAAGGCAGGCAGAUCAUUUGAGGUCGAGUUCGAGACCAGCCUGGCCAACAUGGUGAAACCCCAUCUCUACUAAAAAUACAAAAAUUAGCUGGGCAUGGUGGGGGUACCUGUAGUCCCAGCUACUCAGGAGGCUGAGGUGGGAUCGUUUGAACCCGGGAGGCUGAGGUUGCAGUGAGCCAAGAUUGCACCACUGCAUUCCAGUCUGGGCUACAGAGCAAGACUUUUAAAAAAAGAAGAAAGAAAGGAAGGCUGCCAGCUGGACUGGAGGGAGAUCGGGAUGUAGGACCCCAAAGGGGAUUUGGGUUUGGGACAGGGAGGAUAUAGGCUGGGUGUGGUGGCUUAUUGCCUGUAAUCCCAGUGCUUUGGGAGGCUGAGGAGGGAGAAUUGCUUGAGAUCAGGAGCUGGAGACCAGCUUGAGCAAUAUAGCGAGUCCCUUCUGUCUCUACAAAAAUAUAAAACAUUCUUGGGUGCUUGAGGCGGGAGGAUUGCUUGAACCCAGGAGUUCUAAGCUGCAGUGAGCUAUGAUCACACCACUGCACUCCAGCCUGGGCAAGAGAACAAGACUCUGUCUCUAAAAAAACAAAGCAACCAACCAGGGAGGAUUCUAAGUUCUAGAAAUAUGGCGGUUUUUUUUAAUACAGAGUCUGGCUCUGUCGCCCAGGCUGGAGUGUAGUGGUGCAAUCUCAGCUCACUGCAACCUCCGCCUCCUGGGUUCAAGUGAUUCUCCUGCCUCAGCCUCCUGAGUAGCUGGGAUUUCAGGUGUGCGCCACCAUGCCCGGCUAAUUUUUUUUCUUUGCAUUUUUAGUAGAGACAGGGUUUCACCAUGUUGGUCAGGCUGGUCUCAAACUAGGUGAUUCCCUCUGCCUUGGCCUCCCAAAGUGCUGGGAUUACAGGCGUGAGCCACCACACCCGGCCUAUAUGCUCCCUGUAUAGAAAUGUAUAUACUGUAUGAGCAUCCUCUGAGAUGACCAGCCCUUGGGGUCCCACCUUCAUGGAAGGAAGCAAGACCCAGCCUGGGUAAGGAAAGGGCCCCAAGAAGGGAGAGCACUCACACUAGAGAGCUGGAUGUGACAGGAAGGCUCAGGGCAGCCUGGAGCUGGGAUGGAUCUCAGGGGGUUCCCUCAGCUCCCUGCACUUGGUCUUCGCUCUUGGCCUCUCUGCUGUGCCUCUGCUGUGCCCCUUAAGUUUUCUUCUUCCAGCUAUCAGCUCUCUAGGACAUGCUAUCUAGCCCGGAUGUCUGGUUGGCAGGGGAAGAGGGUGGGUCUGGGCAGCAUCCUCUGGAUGGACCCCCAAGUCCCUCCCACACCUCCUGAGGGUACCAAACAUGGGUGAUGUGUCACCAAGGGAAGUGGGGACAGAGGACUCAAGAGCCUGAGGAACUCCAGAAGAGGGUUGUAGAGGUGGGAAAUUGAGGACAAGCCUCCCUGGGCCAGAAGGGUCCGAGCUGAUUUAGGACCCAGCACUGACCCAUACAUGUCAACAGGGGGCGACUGAAGUGCAGAAAUGGAAAAGGCAGAUUGGGCCUGUAAUCCCAGUGCCCUGGGAGGCUCCCUUGCCCCAGGAGUUCAAGUCAUUCCACUGCAUUCCAGCCUGAGAGACAAAGUGAGACCCUGUCUAAACAAAAAAGGAAAAGAAAUGGACCAGGCUAAACCAGCCUGAUCCUUGUCAAGACCUGCCGCUGCAGGUCUCAGCGGGGGAGGCCAGAAAGAUCCCCAGAGGAAAGGACACAAAAAAUGGCGAGAAAGAAAAUAAAUCCGGGUCUUUAGAGGGGGGACUGACCCUGUCCUCUUCCUGUUUGGGAAGAAGUUGGGGAAACACACAAGGUUCCCCUCCCCUUCCCAAGAGGCUGGGAGAACCUGCCUGGGCAGCAUCUUGAAUGGGAGAAUUGUCCCCGGCCCAGCCACGUGUGUGCGUGCGUGCACACGCGCCUGUGUACACAAGUGGGCGGGGGUCCCUUCCCCUACCCCACAGCCAAUGCACACUCCCCAAAUUGCCUCUAAAUCUACCCCAGCUGUCAACAUCUGGCCCCCAUCUGUCUCCAUCCAACCAGACCCCGUGCUCCAGCUCUGGCCACCUCCUCCCUCUCAAGGGGCUGUGGGCUCAAGGCCUCCCCUCCCUCCCCCAGCAGCCCCUGGCCAGGGCUGAGGAACCAGGACAGGGAAGGGAGGGGACAGCCCCACCCCGGAGGUGCCCCAGGCUCUUGGCAGAGCCAGCUGGAGCCGUUGGAAGCAGCUGCGAAUGACUCAUCUUGCUCAGCCCCCACCCCACCACCUCAAACACACCCUGGAGCUGAGAACCAAGCUCCAGCCCCCCAUAGUCCUGCAGCCUCCAGACCUCUGACCCCACUCAGCCAGCCACAAAGCCCUCCCUACCCAGCCCCACUCUCCUUAGAAAUCUGGUCCAUCACCUCCCAUCACCCCUGGAGCUGGGACUUGUCCCAUUUUCUUUUAUUUAUACAAAAAAUUGUUUUUUUAAAUAUAAUUUAAGAACCCUCUCCAAGCACCAGCGUCAGUUUCUGGGUUCCACCACCACCUACCACCCCUUUCACUACCUCAGCCCGCACCCCUUCAUGGACACAGCUUGGGGGUCCCAGGGGGGUCGGGGAGGUGGCAUGACCAAGGCACUCUUUUGGAAACAGACAAGAUGGGUCCCUGUUUCAACGUGGGCAAAGGAGGUGAUAGUGAAACAGGUUCCCUCCAACACAGAGUUAUGACAAGG